UAAUUCCGCGUUCCCGACGCUGGGGAUGUUGUCUCCUGCUCGUUCCAUGAAGGCGUGCACGGCUUUGCCUAAGCCAUCCUAGCCGCUUUCCUCCACCCUUCCCCGGCGAAGGGUGCCCUGUAAACGUCCGCCAUCGAUGACGCAUUGACCGGACGAGUCGCUCCCCCUCCUUUCCCCCCCCUCCCUUUUUCCUCCAUCGUCUGGUUCUCCAUCGAACCUGUCGUCGAAGCAGCGCGGCCGAGCUGGGGGGCAAUCCGGGGAAAGGGAGCCGCGGCGCCGCGCACCGGCCGCCGGAUACCCCUCCGCGACGCGCCACCAAUAACAUGCUAACCCGGGUCAAGUCCGCCGUGGCCGGCUUCAUGGGUGGGAUCAUGGCCGGGGGCAGCUCCGCCGGAGGCGGCAACCCCGGCUCGGACCUGCCGCUGAAAUUCCCGUAUAUGAGGCCGGAGUUCUUGGGACUAUCCCCGGAUGAGAUCGAGUGCUCCGCGGAUCACAUGGCCCGGCCCAUCCUCAUCCUGAAGGAGACCAGGAGAUUACCGUGGGCCACCGGAUAUGCUGAAGUGAUUAAUGCCGGGAAGAGCGCUCUGAACGAGGACCAGGCGUGCUGCGAGGUGGUGGUGGUGAGGAGGAGACCCAUGAGCUACUGCCCACCGUCCACCCCAAGCAGGACCCCGACCGCCAAGAGACGCAACUCCCUGCCCAAUGGGGAGGGCCCUGGGCUGCGCUUGGAGCACGGCAAGCUGGGAGAGGACAACGAGGGACUCGUAUGCAUGAUGCCCCCCAUCUCUGAAGAGGCUUGA
This is a messenger RNA of Entelurus aequoreus (snake pipefish), 800 nucleotides long. Its product is annotated as protein phosphatase 1H-like. The transcript has 4 exons. Bases 324 to 800 code for a protein of 158 amino acids. NCBI's taxonomy places the organism in Eukaryota, Metazoa, Chordata, Actinopteri, Syngnathiformes, Syngnathidae. The record is from RefSeq and is a predicted model, not a curated record.